Messenger RNA from Nyctereutes procyonoides (raccoon dog), 4210 nucleotides. It is a transcript of the gene BORCS5, whose product is annotated as BLOC-1 related complex subunit 5. The transcript has 5 exons. Lineage: Eukaryota; Metazoa; Chordata; Mammalia; Carnivora; Canidae. Bases 224 to 721 code for a protein of 165 amino acids. Gene Ontology annotation, cellular component: cytoplasmic side of lysosomal membrane; synaptic vesicle membrane; BORC complex. Gene Ontology annotation, biological process: lysosome localization; positive regulation of anterograde synaptic vesicle transport; organelle transport along microtubule. The record is from RefSeq and is a predicted model, not a curated record.
GUCCCGCCUCCUCCCUUUCGGUCCCCGGAGAAAGCGGGCGAGCUUCCCGCGGCCGCGCUGCGCUUCCCGGCGCGUCUGUUCCCCGAGUAGGGCCUCCCCUCCGCCGCCGCCCGCGCGUGUCCGUGCCCGGCCGUGCGGCUGCGCCCACCCUCGCGGCAGCAUCCCUGGCCCCAGCCCCUCCCGGUCGGCCCGCCGUUCCUCCGCUGCCACCGCUGCCGGCACCAUGGGCAGUGAGCAGAGCUCCGAGGUCGAGAGCCGACCCAACGAUCUGAACUCCUCAGUGACCCCUUCUCCAGCGAAGCAUAGAGCCAAGAUGGACGAUAUUGUGGUUGUAGCUCCAGGCUCCCAACCCUCAAGGAACGUUAGCAACGAUCCUGAUGUCAUCAAGUUGCAAGAGAUUCCAACCUUCCAGCCGCUUUUGAAAGGGCUAUUGAGUGGCCAGACUUCCCCAACAAAUACCAAAUUGGAGAAAUUGGAUUCUCAGCAGGUGUUACAGCUCUGCCUGCGAUAUCAGGAUCACCUUCAUCAGUGUGCAGAGGCCGUUGCCUUUGAUCAGAAUGCUUUGGUUAAACGAAUCAAAGAGAAGCCUGCUCCUCUCAGAGUGACUCUCACUUUGAGCUUAGGAAUGCCUUCAGAUGUCUACACAUCAUUUGGAGGGUCUGAACAGUUCACACCUGAGGCAUGGUACUACUCUCAUCCACAGAAGUCCUCAAAGACCUAGACUACUUCUAGCUCACUUCUCUACCAGCCCUAGGAUGUGACCUUACUUAUUCCUGUGGUCUAAGAGGGCUGUGUCUGCAUUCCAGCAGGAUCAGAGAGAGGGAAGGGAUGAAGAAGGAGCAGAGAGUGUGUGCCAGCUGAGUCUUCAGGAAGAUACCCAGAAGCUGCCAUGAGAGACUUCCACAUAUGCGUACCACUGAGUAGAACCGAGUCAUGUGGUCAGAGCAAGGUGUGGGUUUUGAGGCAAGAGUUGUGGAAAAUAGUCAUUUUCUAUUGGAAAAAAUCUAAUAGUUUUUUCACUUAAAUGGUUCUCUGAAAGUCCCUGAAACAAAGCUCUUUGCAACAUUUCCCUUUCUGGACCUGAGUUUUCUGGAAUUGCAAAGCUAUGUUAACAAAGACAGUGGAAAACAAAAGUCAUUUCAACAUAAACAAUAAGCUGUGUGGAGUACAAAUAGUGUGGUUCUCAAUAUCUAUGCCCUCAGGACCUUGCAUAUGAUAUGGCACAUAGUAGCACUUAAUAUAUGUCUGUUGACUAUCUAUAUUAUAUAUAUGUUUCCUUAUUAGAAUCUUUGUGCCAAAAAUAGAACCAGGAAAGGUGAAUAAGGAUAUAUUCCAGAUUGUCAAAAUGGUAGAUUCAGAAUUGCAUUAGAUACUGACUUACUGCCUUAAAGUCUGUUCAGAUGUGCUGGAGUAAGUCUACACACAUGGCUUCACACAAAGGCACAUGGGUACACACAAAGGUAGGCUUUAGGGAUCAGCAGCAGUGUUGCCUCAAGAAAGAAAGAAGGGCUCUGGGGUACCUGGUUGAGCAUCUGCCUUUGGCUCAGGUUGUGAUCCUGGGGUCCUGGGAUCGAGUUCUGCUUCUCCCUCUGCCUAUGUCUCUGUGCGUCUCAUGAAUAAAAUAAAUGAAAUCUUAAAAAAAAAACGGGGGGUGGGGAGUAAAGGGCAGGGACAUGAGAAAGAGGCAUCACCAGUUUUAUUACACUCUCCCAACUGAAGUCUUACUUGCACCAAUGUGACGCUUUCCUUGCAGCAGUCAGAAAGGAGGAGGAAGGAUUUGAAAGACAUUAAUGUUUCCAUCACAUGAUUCAAUGUUCUUUGAUGUCAUGCCAUGCAUCAAGUAAUAUCUCAUGCCUAACUAUUGGUACACUCUCUUGCUUAGGGAAUACUGAUGAAAGGAAGAUGCUUGACUGAGGAGGUCUGGGUUCAGGUUUUGGUUCUGUCACUGUGAGACCUAGCAGGUCACUCUGCUUCAGGUUUCCUCUUCUGUGGUUUUUUUCCUCCAUGGACUGUCAUGGAAUUGACUCUUGAGAGACAUACUUAACUGUCAGCGUGUAUGAACAGCAUGCUUGAAUUAUGUGUGGCCACCUAGGCACUAAGCAUGACAUGGCUUUGGACAAAAGCUCUGAAUACAUCAAACAUGGGCCCCAGUCGGAUGUGGAUUUCUGUGGGCAAGUGUAGGUCAUUUGAACAAAUGCCACUGUCUGAUCUACUAUAAAUCGGGGGGGGGGGUGGAAGUGGUUGAUUGCUGAGGGCCUAAGACAUAAUAAGUUAGAGUCUUGGAGGCCAUUUCAGAUAAACUUCACAGGUGUUUGUCUAGUCUAGUAGAGUUGGGUGUGGGGAGAACGACGACGCCCCCACCAAGUGAGAUGUGACUCAAGAUGGUUCCAAAUGCUGGAGCAGGCAGUCAGUGAGUUCUGCUGGUUCUUAGGAAGAGCUCCCACGUCAUCUACUGUCUUUUGGAAGGUGAAGUGUUUCUAGGUGCUGGAUUGAAUUACCAUCCUGAAAAGGCCCGGUGGUUGACUCUUAGGAACACUCUUAGCCUUCAAAGUGCUGAACAGGGCUGCAGAGAACCAUCUGAAGGUAGAAAUUGUUUCCACGGUAUUGGGAGGUGGUUGUUUCCCUCCCUCCCACAUCUCCCACUUGCUGUUUUUUUUUUUGUCCCCUGAGCAUUUCAAAACAAGUGAGGAAAGAACCAACAUAGAAAAAAACCACAUUGAGUUCUUCUAACACCUCCCUUACCAUCCACCUCUCCACGGCAACCUCCCCCCCCCAACAAACACAGUAUAAAAAUAGAACUGGUUAUUUUUUUCUUGGGACUGGCUUUGGCUUCCUCAUGUUGGUUUGGUUUGGUUCUUUUUUGUUUUGUUUUGUUUUUUAGAGGAAGGGGAGGGGCAGAGCGAGAGGAGAGAGAAUCUCUAGCAGGCUCCACACCCAGCACAGAGCCCAACUCAGGGCUCGAUCUCACGACCCUGCGAUCAUGAUCUGACCCAAAGCCAAGACUGGAUGCUUAACUGACUGAGCCACCCAGGCACCCCAUGGUUUGGUUUUCCUCACACCAUUUCUGUAGGCUCUGGUAACAUGCAUCAGGUGCCAGCCCUUUGCAUGAGGCUGGGGGUGGGCAAGGGACAUGUCCCUGGAGUAGGCAAGAACGAGGGGCUGAAGCAGCAUCUGAACUAAGUUUCAGGGUAGAAAUUGGGAAUCUUAGCAGCUUGUGGCUUCCCUACAAGGAGGGCGUAAAGGCACCUGACAGGCUGGAGGUGCCCUCCCCCUAUUUUUAUCCAGGUGACAGCUUCCAAAGAAUUUCACCAGGGGAAGGAAAUAGUCACAAAAUGGGAGUGCAGAGCCUAAGUUUGUUUAACCGGGAGAGAGAGUGCCCCACAGCACCGUCUCUGUGAGAGUUUGCCUCACAGCAGUAUGGUCCACCAUAUGCAUGUGAGCCUUGGUUGUCAGAGAAAGCCACCCUGUCCCCUGCAGUUCUCCCCCAGUGGCUGCCACCCCGCGGCCGUUCAAGGAAGAGAGGAAAGGAUGACACAUGUUGUGGAGCACCUCGGAGCCAUGCCAGCUCCUGCACUAGAUGUGUUGUCUCAUUCCAUCCUCACAGCAGCCCUAUAGUUUGGGAAUCCAUUCCCUAUUUGUUUGCUUUUUAAGGUUUUAUAUUAUUUAUUUGAGAGUGUACACACAAGCAGGGAGGAGCAGCAGCCAGAGGGAGAGGGUGAAGCAGACUCCCCGCUGAGCAGGGAGCCCAAUGUGGGACUUGAUCCCAGGACCCCGAGAUCAUGACCUGAGCCAAAGGCAGACACUUAACCAACUGAGCCCCCAGAUUUGUGGUUUUUGCACACGUGGACCCUGAGACAGAAAGGAUAAGUAUUAUCAACUCAGGUGGCAGAGCCACAUUUCAAACCCUGGUCACAUUUCCAAGCCCAGGAUUCUUUAUGUAGGGAGUGAACAAUCUGAGGGUCUCAGCAAGGUAUAAGUGGCUCACAUGCCCAAAACAGAGCCAGAAAUAGCCAUGUCUCAGUCCUCCUCCAAUGAUGAUCGUGGGGCAGCAGUUGAUAACGCUGUGCUCAUGAGGGUCUUUUUUGAAUCCACCAGCACUUCCUGUAAGCGGGCAGCUUCCACUUGGCCUUAUGGGGCUCAUGCUGCACACCUGUCCUCUUGAGAGGACUUGGUUCAACCAGGUUUAAUGUGUUUCCCUUCUCUUCUCCCU